Messenger RNA from Spirometra erinaceieuropaei, 8373 nucleotides. The record is from the annotation of a GenBank genome assembly. Lineage: Eukaryota; Metazoa; Platyhelminthes; Cestoda; Diphyllobothriidea; Diphyllobothriidae.
AUGUUAAAGGAUUUACUCCAGCGCUUUAGAAUCUGUGAUUUCUCCGUCGGGAGUGCCGUUCCAUCGGAACUCAGAAGCGAUGCGGUUCCCUUGUCUGUUGGACCGCAGUUCGCCUUGAUUUAUGAGAAUAAAUUCUUCGUUUCAUUGCAGUUGACGUACGCUUAGAUUUCCCUGACCUUACGAUUCAUCCACACAUUUUGCAUCUCUUACAACCGCUGUUGCACCAGGCAGCGAAGCCUGAAUAGGGCUGCUUCGAAUAAGAAGAUACGAUCUUCCGAACUGAUUCCUGCAAUUUGCCUAUUCACUUCAAUCGGCGAAGAUUGCUUUUUGAAGAAGAAGAAGAAGAAGAAGGAGAAGAAGAAGAAUACACGAUCGCCCCUGAUGAUGGAUUCGAGCAGGAAUCCGAAACGUCAGGCUAAUAAAGCUCUUGUCCCGGCGAUCGUUUCUUCUUCUUCUUCUUCUUCUUCAAGACUGCUUCCUGGGACUCGUCUCUUCGCUUCUAUUGGCAAAGAUUGCUUUGUCUGCGUCGGUCCAGCGGUCGGUGUUGCCUUUAUACGGCCUGUUCUUCUCGGCGAGCAGAUUGCUAAUAUCUGCGUCGUCGUCCUCGUCAUCGUCGUUGUCGAACCCGUCCCAGUGUUCACUACGUGCGCGUCCGAGUACGUCCAGGGUAAUGGAGUUGGCAGCAUUCCGCAGUUGACACCACGGAGUCUCUACAGUAGCGUUAUCGUCUGAGGCCUGCAGGUCUUGCAGUCGUUAGGUCGGUUGAUUGCUGGAAUCGGAGUGGUGAGCAGGCCACUUCAACAGAACAGUAUUCAACUUACCUGAUGGUCGCUCACCUUAUGGUCUCCUGUGAGGUUGCAGUCGGAGCCUCAUCUUGGAGAUGGCAAGGCGGUGGUCAGUUCAGUCGUCGGCGUCGCGGAUCGCCUUGGUAACCAGCACACCCUGUCGAUUUUGCCUCCGGACGAGAGCUUAGUCCAGCGGCUGCCAGCGCCGUGAUUGGGGAUGCAUUCAGGUUGUCUUCUUCGCGUCAGAAAGCGGGAGAUGGUGUUGGCCAAGAGGAGGCAGUAUUCUGCGCAGGUUCGCAGGAGAAGGAGGCCUUUGUCGUUGCAGUCGCCAAGACCAUGAGGACCCAACACUCCCCUUCAGACAGCGUGGUCUGUCUCGACGCAGGCAUUGAAGUCACCAAGGUCAAUCUGCUUGUCCGCCUUCGGCACAGUCGCCAGAAGGGCGUGCACGAUCUCGUGGAAUUUGUUCUUCGCCUCUUCGGAGUCGGUCGUUGCAGGAGAGUAGUCGUCGACGACAGUGGCGAAAUUGGUUACUGGAAGAGAGACAGCUGAGGGUCAUGAGGCGGUCAUUGAUGCUUUGUAGUGGAUAGGACGGUCGUCUCAUGAUGCCUUUCCGGAUGAAAAAAGUGAUGCCAGCAUCGCGUCGCUCUGCCUUUGGGCUGUCGGUUCAAAAAAAGGUGUGGCCGGCGCCUACCUUCUCCAUUUGUUAUGCCAUGCCAUGAUCGGCAAACCAUGACCCUCACGGCCUCAUGUGCGCUGGCAGUUCUCUGGCACCUGGUUUCCAACCGGUAGAUGCGCUUACGCUCCCUCUACGUAUUGUGGUCGUGAGCAUGGCUGCCCAGUCAUCCGCCUCCUUCUGACUCGUUGUUGUGUUUUUUUAUUAAAAUGCUGGUCAAGUGUUUGUUGUGCUCCAGGGGGUGUGGUGGUAUGCCUAGGUACGGGUUCGACCGCCCCAUUCACCUGUGCUCUCCACCGUCUUCGGUCUUCUUGAAUAUGUCUUGACACCGGUCCCAGUUGGGGAGGGGGAGAGAGCGCGGUAGAUGCUGCGCAAGACCGCCCUCACUAAAAACUACUUUACGCGCAAGUCGCCAUGUCUGCUUCACCUCGCUGUGGACCACACGGUGGAGAUCGCCGGUUACGACGCUUGAACUAUUAGAUUGACUGAAUGCCUCAGCGAUCGACAUAGUUAACUGCUUUAGCACAAGACCAUGCCUAUUGGUUGUCACAUAAUUUAAAGUGUUUGUCUUGUCGAUUUAUUCGCAUCGUUGUAGUCGUACGCUAACGCCAGCCCGAAAGCUCAAUUGAACAAAUUACUGUGUUUAGAGAUCAAAUCACAAAAUUUAACACACAAAUACAUUUGCUUUAGGUUCACAUUGAUUCACUUAUCUCAAACAACGUAGUGAAUGAUCGUCCUUGCUUUCUGAAUUUUCUGAAGAGAACUCUGCAGAAGUGGUCUUCAGAAGGAGCUGAUGACUCGGCAAUUGGCAACUUGCUUCUAGAUUGAUGAGAAAUCGUUGCCAGACUUCGUUAGGGAUUUAAAAGUUAUUGGCAGAACAAGACCGGUUUGGCUGGUCUGUGUCAGACUGGUCUCAUAAUCGCCAGCGUAGCCGUUCACAGAUAUCGUUUUUGGUUGUCCUUUUCAGCUGGAUACCUGCGCCGCGCGCGACUCAGUCUCCGGCGUGACGACAGCUUGGCGCCGACCGACAUUAUGCUCUUCGGUAAUUGGUCAAAUGCGGACAUGGCUCAAGCGCGCGUAUGGACGUCGUGCCGGGGUUACGAACAACAUCGACGGAUUUUAAGCUUGACAGAGCUACUUGUACUCUCCCGGCCGGUGGAGAGAUUGUCUUCCUAACCCUGCCUUCCUGACUCGUUUUGGGAAACUUCUCGUUGUUAACCCUACUUCUCAACAAGUUUACCGUUCUGUUUGCAUUGAUGGUGGAGAAUUUGCAAGUGGCUUCCCUUCGUUUCAUAGAUGGAAAUGAAUUUUCAAAGCACAGUUUAGAGGCAUUAUCUUAAUGCCGGUUUAUAUUCGUACACUAUUGUGAGUUUCCUCACUUUCACAUGCCGCUCAGCGAUACAUGACUUAUGCGAUCAAUCAGCCUCCGGUCCUGUGAUUGCGGCUGUAUGCUGUGUGAUGUUCAUCGGUUAAAAAGGGAGGGGGGGAAAACAGGCAAGCUCGUUUCGAAAUAGCGCCGUUAGGAGAGACUAGAUAGAUCCUAGUCACUCACGAAGAAUACUUGAACAAACUUGUGAUUUCAAUCACUUAGGUCAUCUCAGAUGGAAGGCCUGGCAAAUUUUACUUUGCCGUAAAUCCCCUGUAAUGUACUUCUUGACUAAACGCGCUCUACUUCUGUUGCCCUGUUGGGAAACAGACCGAUGUCCACUCCUUGCAUAUUGCAUGUCGGCAAUGAAAUUUCAAGCGCUCAACAAAUUGCUACACUGAGAAGAUUGCAGAGGCUUAUUUGCUACAGUCGUUGGGAAAGUGAGGCUGGCAACUUGGAACUAUAGAUUACAAUUAAAAAUUAAUUGGACACGGAAAAAUAUAUCCUACGUGCUACACGUGGCCUCGCGCCAAAUCCCAGGGGGUACCAAUCCCUGAGCCCAAACUUUAACCCUAACCCCAAUCCUAACACACUAAUUUUAGCUCCAGAAAUUUAGGCGAAAUUCACCCAGCCCCGACCCCAAAAAUUAGCGGUAUAUUCCUUACGCAAGCCUUGCGCGACCUCUUCACUUUUAACAUUGGGGAACUUAAGGAACCGUCAUUGCGUAGAACUGACACCGUCAGUCUUGAAGCAACCAAAGCAACCUCUUAAUGUCCAUGCCUCUAGCCCGACUUACGGCAUCGAAAAUCGCCACAGUCAGUUAUACCAUCAGAUACCAAAUUCACAUCUCUUUAGGACGUAAUAUUAUAUAAAAUAGGUCACAAAUUAGCUUCGCAGUCCGCAGUACUUCCCGUUCCUUGAUUGUUCGCUACUAUGCGACCGCCUGCGUAUGGUUCAGGUCGGAGCACAAACAAAACAUAACAUCCGUAUUCCAUCUAGCAAUCAGGCCAGAUCGGUGAACGCCACUUCUGUGUGAUUUUUAAUAUUUUAACCACGGUCGACAAAACCUGGUCAAGUGUAGGGAGUGACGAGUGGUCGCUGGACCCUAACACACCUGUGCGGCAAAUCUCAUGUCGGGGGACGAUGUAAGCAAGGUAGAGAACAUAGAGAUAGGUCACACGGGCGGUCGAAAUGGAGCACGGAUAGGAGCAUACUUGACGUAAACCGGAGGCAUAUUCUUGCCGAGGUAGUCAUCGACCAAUCGGUUCACGCGUCAGGGUCAGCCGCGAAAUAAGUCACCAAUGACGGCGACAGGACUGACUGCUGACCGGCAUAGUCGCUCUAGGGCCUAUGGCAAAGUGGACACCUGCAGGCUUUUAUAUGCAGCCCUCCAUUCCGGCCGGGCUGCAAAUCGAGGCGGACCGACGUCAUAAGCAACUGGCUAAGUUACUAUAACGAACGAAUCAUGAGAGGAAACUCAUCGCCCUCUGCGAGCAGUGCGAGGACAGGAUAGGAUGCUGUACUGGGCGUAGUACAAAAGAGGUGGGGGACUGGAAUGGACAGGCAGUAGCGUUUACCUGUUGGGAAAUUCCGCGGAGUCUGGGCUGGGAACUUCCUCCUUUCCUUUGUACCAGGUGCCGAAUGGUCUUGGCAUUUAGGACAAUAACCUGAAACCGACUUUUCUACGAGGGUCGUAGCGGGCUCUACACAUUCAGGCAACGCGCCCUUUCGACAUUGGGACAGAAAAUCGCUAACAUUGGCAACCUUAGGCAUGAGUUGUCUCGUUUUGUGUGACUUCACUGGAUGACUGGGGAUCACUAGAGAACACGAGCCAAAAACUCGUUUGAGAGGGCUAGUAAAAGCACCGCAUUCGUUGAGACGGUUAAAUAAUUGUACAUUGUUCUUUGAAGGUUUCCCGACAUCUGUGCUAUCUCAGGGCGGUAAGAAUGUUUGGGUUCUGCGAAAAAUGUCUGUGUAAAUGUGGACGACAUCUGUGCGGCGUGGGUCGACAACAACCAAAGCUGUCCUCCCCUAAUUUUUCUCGAAAGAUACCAUGAGUCAGCAAAGAACCUGCGGGCAUUUACCAGAAUGCCACGAAUCGUGUCUGUUGAUUCUACUACUCAUGAUGUAGCAACUUUUCAGGGUUCUACACCAGCUGUGAUCGUCUCUCACAAACUGUACCUCCAACGUUUGACACUGCAGCAACCGGCUUUUAGCGAAGCUGGUUAUAGUUCCAGCCUCUCAGUAGUGGUACUUCUAGUGAAUAUCAUGCGAUAUUUGACAGCAGGAACUUAGUACAAAUUUCCAAAGCUCGGCCCUUUCGGUCGACGUUAUCCUCUAGGCUAUGAUCGUUGCUUGUAUUAAUGAGGACAUUCACUAUAACUGAUUUAGUUCUUUUCACGUCCCACUUGCUCCACACCGAUACGAUUACCCCCACUGCGGUCGAUCGGCGGAAGACUCCGAGCACAGCUAAACCUGUCGACCUGCCAGCCCCGUAAACCGAAGACUACAGUGCCAGAAAUGCAAUCGCGGUCAGUUAUUAUCAUGUUCACACACCUUGUCAGGUAGUCGCCUUGACGAUGUCGUCAACUCGGCCGGCCUCAGUUGAGAUAACACCCGGUGCGAUUCUCCUCUCAGAAGGGCGCGAAACAUGACCAAACCAUCUCAGUCGGCGAGUUAGGAGGGUAUAGAUGACCAGUUCCAUACUCAACUGCCUGGGAAGUCGCCCGUUAGAGGCGUGACCAGUAGAACUUGCACUUCAGACAGCAUUCGUUUUAGGGUGUUAUAAAAGGGACUUUAUUUAGCAUUCAUUAGUCAAAUGAUUAGUCUCUUUACCUUUCUUUGGCUGACCGAGACCACAUAGAGCCUUGGUUUAACUAACCAUAUCCAAAAGAUCAUGCAAAUUUUAAAAACUAUUGAAAUCUUCAGCAAACAAGACAGGGCAACGUGACAGGUUUAAGGAGAAAAGUGGAGGCCUAACGCGUUAAUCAUCUGAAUCUUUCAGAAAUUCCGGUGACCAUUUUCUGCUGUCCUUACCUACUUUUUCACUACAUUGAUCCGCCGUGCAAGCACUGACCCCCCCCCCCUCCCCAUUUGGAGCAAUUAAUACAAUUUUGGGCCACUGCGUUCUGAAUGAGUGAAGGAAAGUGGUCUAAACCAUAGUAGUUGAAAAGCAAUUCCCUUGUUGGUAAUUAGAAUACUACCGUCUACUCAAAUAAAGACAAUACCAGCUGAUUUGUUUUGAAGUGGUCGUGCAGAAAUGAAUUAACAACUAUAGGAGAGAAAACCUAAACGAGAGAUGUAGGAGGAGCAUUGACGACCGUGACGAAAGCCCCAAUCCUACGACGGAGCUUAGGACGGCCACUUUGUCAACAAUCAUGUCCAGUCCACGGCCAACGAUGACCAAAGGUACAGUAGACUGCCACACUAUUGCGUCUGAGAAGGAUUCCUGUUUUGUGUUUAGGAUGCCAGGCUAGUAAAAUUGUGAUUCCUCAUAUUAUUUCGCUUCCUGGAGUUGUGGAGACACGUUUUUGCUCUAGUUCACUGUCUAUUUUCUUGAUUAUUAUCCAGGGGCAAUAUGGCAGUCUGAGAUUUGGUAGACAGUCUUAUCCGGACUAUCAUGUUAUCGGGAAGAUUAUUUUAUUUUCUUUUGAAACUAUUUCGGGUUAUCAUUCGACAUAAUGGUUUUAGGAAUACAGAGUCCGCCAAAAAUUUGCGUUGCCAGGCAGGAUUUGGGAACCAACGUUUGCAUCAGAAUUUCUAUCCAGAGAGAGAGAGAGAGGAGAACGUUUUAAGUCGAAAGUACCAUUCCAAAAUUUUCGGCAAAACAUCCUCCAUUCACGUGGCCAGAAUACAAACUACAAGAUGAUGAGAGAGGUAAUAGAUUUGAGUAAAGACGGUACAACUGUUCAGGCCUCAAUUUCUGUAUUUCGACCUUCACACUUUAGACAUCGGGCCAGAGAUGGUAAUAUUGACCGCUGGUAUGCUGAUGUAUGGCAAGAUAUAUGCCAGAAGGCACGGAGCAUGGGUCGGAUUGACUUUCAGUCAUUAAUUCAGAGUGAAGAGGAUGGAGAACAUCACCCAGAAUUCGAUCAGAAAACUGCUUGACCGUUAUGAAAUGUCGUAUUGAGAUAUCAGCUAAAAAGGUACAAGGAACACUGGCAACAAAAGAGAGCAUUUAGAGAACGAGUUUCAAAAUGAGCAUAUUUUUUCAGCCAGUCAGGAGAAGUAACCGGAGAACAAAAAAGAAUGAUAGGGAGAAUACAGUCAUCUGAAAAUCUCCAGGUUAGGGGUUGUGGUGUGUGAUAGAAACGUAAACAACGAAUAUAAUAGACAUUUCUACGUAUUUUGGUGAAAGUGGCUUUAUUAUGAAGGGAGAAUGAGAGAUUUGAGUGCAGAGUAACACCAACAUACCGGAAAGAUAAUACUUCACCGGGAAGAAUAUCAAGGUAUUCAGGGAUAGGAAAGGGUUGUGGUCGAAAAACACACUCGAUAGAUCUCUGAUCUUUAAUCAGAAGUCCGUUUUCAAACGAUCAAGCAAAGACAUGAUCCAAGCCAUCCUUCAAGAGCUGAAGAUGUCUGAUUUUUAGUAGGGUGACCAACAACCACAUCAGCUUACUUAACAUAUAAGUAGUCGUGGGGUGACCUCAGAUCAUUAAUGAUAAGUGAGAAGAGGUAGGGGGUAAGAUGAAACCAUAAAGGACUCCGGGGUUAUAAGAAAGAGCAGUCGAUUUCUGCUUGCUAGACCAGCCAAAUUGGGUGUGGAAACCAAAAAAAUCUUUCAGCCAAUAAAUAAUCCGGUUAGGUGACCCGCACUCAGAUGUUUUCAUAAGAAGAUGAUGCGAGACUGUGUUGAAGGCAGAGGAGUAGUCAAAAGAUGUGCAUGCGUACGCAAGACAACCCUUCUCCAGCUUUCUCAGAGCAGAGUGGAUUACAAGAGCGACAGUAUCCGAGGUAAUACGCUUGGCUUUAUACGCAAAUUGUAAAGGGUCGGAGAAAUUGAAGAGGGCAAUUUUUCCAGCGAGCUUCAUGCUUGCGGAGAAACAUGCAUUUGGACAAAAGGACUUAGGAUCAGAACUAGCAGUCUUCUUAAAAAUGGAAUCGAUUCUUACUGUACAGCAAAUGUCAGGCAUCAUUGACCCUGUGAAGGACAUGUUAAUAAGAUGUGCUGAAGCAGAUGCUAUCUGAGAAGUACAUGACUUAAAGAGAAAUGGGGUGACACCAUCCGGCCCGGCGGCUUUUGACCCACGGACUUCAUGAAGAUAUUUCUCGACCGUAAACACAGACAAAGGACAUAAGACACAUGGUUAAAUCGAUAUGUCGUUUAAGGGAGGAUUGGAAUCAUUGAGAGCAAGGAUAAAAUUGGCGUAAACAUGUGUUUGGUAUGCUUCGUUGGCCAGUGAGACGUUUAACUUUCCAUUACAUGUCAGUAGAGGAAAAAGGAAAUGAAUGGGUGGAAGAAGAAGAAGAAGAAGAAGAAGAAGAAGAAGGAGGAGGAGGAGGAGGAGGAGGAGGAGGAGGAGGAGGAGGAGAAAGAAGCUGACUAG